Messenger RNA from Acanthoscelides obtectus, 493 nucleotides. NCBI's taxonomy places the organism in Eukaryota, Metazoa, Arthropoda, Insecta, Coleoptera, Chrysomelidae. The record is from the annotation of a GenBank genome assembly.
CUGUCAAAUGUUGCCCUGCACAAUGACGUGACGAUUUGUACAUAAUCUUAUCUAAAAUUUCGAUUGAUAUAAAUCUCCGCUGAAUCUAUAAAUACAAUUGUACAAAAUCUAUUUGCCAUGUCAUCAUUUAAAUUCAGAUUCAAUACAUUACUUCAUCCGUCUAAAAAUGAGAGUUUUUAAAUUAGUUUCGGUAUACUCUCUGCUAAUGGUGGGAAUUGUGAGUGCCAAUUGGGAAGGUGAAGAAUCUCUUAAGGCCCAAAGACUGGAAGGUCCGAUAGAAUUUUUAAUCAAUACGACGUUGAACACAAUCAUUAAGACAGUACCUGACCCUCUUAACAUCAACAAAACUAUCAACUUGGUAUUUAACAAUCAGACCCUCUUGGAGUAAGUAUCACUGCAUAUGCUUACCGGUAGGGGAAGUCCGGGAGAAUCAACAGUUUUCCACAAAAGAGCACAUAGUUUCUAGUAAAAUGAACAUACGCCUGGUUAAAGU